Molecule: messenger RNA, 2131 nt
Organism: Salvelinus sp. IW2-2015
Lineage: Eukaryota; Metazoa; Chordata; Actinopteri; Salmoniformes; Salmonidae
Product: neuronal acetylcholine receptor subunit alpha-9-II
Biological process (GO): monoatomic ion transmembrane transport; regulation of membrane potential; signal transduction
Cellular component (GO): postsynaptic membrane; synapse; neuron projection
Molecular function (GO): acetylcholine-gated monoatomic cation-selective channel activity; transmembrane signaling receptor activity
Source: RefSeq, a predicted model, not a curated record
AUGUUGCUCCAGGUGGCUCACUCGGCUCAGGGCCGGUACGCUCAACAGCUGCUCACCGACCUGAUGGAGAACUACUCAAACGCCCUGCGGCCGGUGGAGGACACAGACAAAGCCCUGAACGUCACCCUGCAGAUUACUCUCUCCCAGAUCAAAGACAUGGACGAGAGGAACCAGGUAUUGAUAGCGUACCUGUGGAUCCGUCAGACGUGGCACGAUGCCUACCUGAGGUGGGACAAGGAGGACUACGAUGGCCUGGAGGUCAUACGUAUCCCCAGCAGCCUGGUGUGGAGGCCUGACCUCGUCCUCUAUAACAAGGCGGAUGAUGACUUCUCAGGGCCGGUAGACACUAACGUGGUGCUGCGCUAUAAUGGGGAGAUAACAUGGGAUGCUCCGGCCAUCACCAAGAGCUCCUGUGUGGUGGACGUGUCCUACUUCCCCUUCGACAGCCAGGAGUGCAACCUCACCUUUGGCUCCUGGACAUACAACGGCAACCAGGUUGACAUAGCCAUGGGCAUGGACAGCGGGGACCUGUCUGAUUUCGUGGAGAACGUUGAAUGGGAAUGCCACGGCAUGCCGGCCACCAAGAACGUCAUUAUGUACGGCUGCUGCUCCGACCCCUACCCUGACAUCACGUACACCGUCCUGCUCCAGCGCCGUUCCUCCUUCUACAUCUUUAACCUUCUCCUGCCCUGCUUCCUCAUCUCCUUCCUGGCUCCGCUGGGCUUCUACCUGCCGGCUGACUCUGGGGAGAAGGUGUCCCUGGGGGUCACUGUGUUGCUGGCCCUGACUGUCUUCCAGCUCAUGGUGGCCGAGAGUAUGCCGCCGUCCGAGAGUGUGCCGCUUAUUGGAAAGUACUACAUCGCUACCAUGACGAUGAUCACAGCCUCCACGGCUCUCACCAUCUUCAUCAUGAACAUCCAUUUCUGUGGGGCCGAGGCCAAACCCGUCCCCCACUGGGCCAAAGUCCUCAUCAUCGACUACAUGUCCAAGAUCUUCUUUGUCUACGAGGUGGGAGAGAACUGUGCCACUGCCACCUCUUCCUCCUCCUCCUCCUCAUCACAUUUUGGCCAGGACGAUGUCCACCAACCCAACGUCAGCCCCCACCACCAGGCCAAUGGGAAACCGGAGGGCAACAGCGGCCGAGAGAACCAGUACCGACACAAACACCCCAGACCCCAGACUCCUGGACCCCAACGUCACUCCAAGCCCCGACACCAACACCACAUCACCAGAGAUGAGAAGAACCAUCUCUCCAGCUCCAAAUACGAGGGCUUUGAGUCCAACAGGAACCUCCCCCUGGGGGAUUGCUGCAAGGAAGCUCCGCCCUGCUGUCCGGAGGAUGAAAAGACAGCCGUGGUCGCUGCUGCGGUGGCCUCAGUAACCUUUGGCCCCUGUGUGUUCUGUAGUCACGGCAGCAGCUUACCCGGGGUGGACUCCAAGCUGGUGCGGAACGUGGAGUACAUUGCCAACUGCUUCCGGGAGCAGAGGGCCACCUGCGCCAAGGGGGCGGAGUGGAAGAGGGUUGCCAAGGUGAUGGACAGGUUCUUCAUGUGGAUCUUUUUUAUUAUGGUCUUCCUCAUGAGCAUUCUAAUCAUCGGCAAGGCACCAUGACAACGCUGGCUACCCACGUGUUGUUAUUGGAGACUGUUCUGUGCACGGUUUCCCAAAAGCAUCUUAAGGCUAAGUUCUUCGUUAGAACCAUAUGAUCCUAUGGUUCUAUGAUAAACUUAGCCUUGUGCUUUUGGGAAACCAGGCCCUGUUCUUUUGUUCAUCAAGAGAGUAUUUGCAUGUAUAUUAUGUGUCUAAUAUGUCUUACUGAUGGAACUAAAGAAGGUGCAAUGAGAGAUGGCUAUUUUGAUAGAUAUCUAUGUUAUUUCCUCAUUUCUGUUAACCUUAUUGGAGUUUUAACAUUUCGACAAAUACAAUGAACUGCAUUGUGGAGGAAAGACUAUAUCGCACUCUUGUGAUCAAUGUCCUGAUUAUCAUAAGCACGAUCAGUUUACUGAAGUUUGUCAACUCAUUUCACUCUUUCUUUUCAUCUCUGUACAGAAAAUACAUGUUAUAUUAAAAAACAUAGCAAAUACUGUGUAUAAGUAAACUCAAAUAUCACUACAAGUGUAUACCAUACUGU